GCCACAUCGGGCACCUCAUCCGCCCCUCCCGCUUGUCACUCACUCCGCCGCCGACUCGCGGUGUAGGUUAGCUGCUGUCUAAAGACGUUAGGUAUCAUUCUAAGUGCGAGUUUAGUUAGCUCCGAGCAAUUCCGGCAACCACAUACGUAGGCAAUGGCGGCCACAGCCAGGGACCCUCCGCCGAACCACAGCGACUUCCAGGAGGUGGAGGACGCUGAGGACCUGUUCCCGGAGCUGGCGGGCGGCCCUCGCGAGGAAGUGGACCUAAGCGGGAAGAACUCCAACGGGCCCAAGCAGGACUUUGACCAUGACACAGAUGACCUGUUUGCAGAGGCCACAGAGGAAGUGUCGCUGGACAGUCCGGAGAGAGACGUACUGCUGUCGGACGGACCCUCUCCUGCCAUUACGCCCAUCACGCCACCCACCUCCGUCCUCGCGCCACGUAUAGGACAUGCCCAUGACGAUAUGUUUACACAUUCCUCCUUCGACGAGGUAGAAGAAGAUGAGUCCAGCGACAUCUUGGAAGUUCUCAUCUCUGUGUCAGAUCCUGAGAAAGUCGGUGACGGCAUGAACGCGUACAUGGCCUACAAGGUUACCACCAAGGUGUCGCCGUCUUCAUCGUUGUUCAGGCUCCCCGAGUUCUCGGUCAAGCGUCGCUUCAGUGACUUCCUGGGCCUUCACGGGAAGCUGGCAUCCAAAUACAUGCAUGUGGGCUUCAUCGUGCCCCCCGCGCCAGAGAAGAGCAUUGUGGGAAUGACCAAGGUGAAGGUUGGGAAGGAGGACCAAUCGUCUAACGAAUUUGUGGAGAAGAGAAGGUUGGCCUUGGAGAGGUACCUGAUGCGCACAGUACAGCAUCCUGUCCUGCUCAAGGAUCCUGACCUCGUUCAGUUUCUGGAGAGUUCCGAGUUGCCGCGGGCCGUCAACACACAGGCUCUGAGCGGCGCAGGCCUCCUCAGGAUGGUCAACAAGGCGGCUGACGCAGUCAACAAGAUGACCAUCAAGAUGAACGAGUCGGACGCUUGGUUCGAGGAGAAGCAACAACAUUUUGAGAAUCUCGAUGUACAACUGAAGAAACUGCACGCCAGUGUCGAGUCACUUGUGUGUCACAGGAAAGAGUUAUCUGUGAACACGGCGCAGUUCGCCAAGUCGGCGGCCAUGUUGGGCAACAGCGAGGACCACACGGCGUUGUCCCGAGCUUUGUCUCAGCUGGCCGAGGUGGAGGAGAAGAUGGAGCAGCAGUACCAGCAGCAGGCCAACGCUGACUUCUACUUUCUGGCUGAGCUCCUCGGAGACUACGUGCGCCUCCUCGCCGCCGUCAAGGCCGUGUUUGAGCAGCGUGUGAAGGCCUGGCAGAAAUGGCAGGACACUCAACUUCUACUGCAGAAGAAACGAGAGGCCGAAGUUAAACUGCAGUUUUCAAACAAAUCUGACAAAGUGCAGCAGGCCAAAGACGACAUCAAAGAGUUGGAGGACAAAGUCCAGCAGGGCGAGCGCGACUUUGAGCAAAUUUCCAGAAUCAUCCGGCGAGAAGUGAGUCGCUUUGAGAAGGAACGAGUCAACGACUUCAAGAACAUCAUCACCAAAUACUUGGAAGCCCUCGCACUCACGCAACAACAGCUGAUUAAGUACUGGGAAGCGUUCUUACCAGAGGCCAAGGCAAUCUCAUAGAUCACCCACAAUGCACCUGGCCUCCUUGUUUCUGCACUAACCAGGAGCUCACAUGCUAAUUGAACCCCCUGAGACCACAUUCUCCUCCUCUUUUUUCAUCAUCACGUGACUGGGGCGGAGCUUCUUUUUCUUUGUUUUGAAUGCACCGCUGGCCCAAGACGACGUCCACUUUUUGUGUUCGUGAAGUCAGAAUCUUUGUGAACUUUUCUUCUUUCGCCAAACUUUCUUGUCUUGUUCAGAGACAACCGCAUAAAAAUGAAACGUUACAUUUUUAAAAUAGGCCGUAUUAGUUUACUAGCUAAUUAUUCAAUUGUAAACAAUAAUUUUAAAACGCUUUUAACAUCUACAAUUAUCCCCAUUUCUUUUAGAAGUUUCACUCUUUGGCAAUGACGGCUAAUGUGCUAGCCGGUUAACUAAUUGGUAACACUAGCCACAACACAAUGCUGAAUUUUAGAUGUAGCGUUAACCUUUUUCCAAUAAUUCUGCCUUUUGGGAGAAUUUUUUGAACAUUUAUUUUUAUUAUAUUAUAAAAUUUCUAGUUAAUGUUAGCUGGCUAACUAAGCGCUAAUUAGCUCGUGGCAGGUUGUCCAGGUGAAAAAAUGCUACCGCUUGUCACUUUUAAUGCCUCCCAACGCUAGCUCCAUCGCUGCUAGCACUACAGCAGCAUUGAAUUGUUAACGUAAAGUCAACUUUUCUCUCUGAUUUAGCUUCUCAUGCUAAUCAAGGAGUAUUUUACUUUUGGGAGCAGCUAAUCUAAUCAUGCUAAUUUAUUAUGACAAAAAUGUGAACUGAGAAAAGGCGUCCGCCAGUUUUCAAAAACAUUGCUAAGUGGGGACAAGUGCUCAAAAUGCCUUGGACUUGAUGAUUCUCAUUUUUUUUACGUUAACCACUUAAAUGCCUCGCUAACUUGCAACUUGGUAGUGCGGCCUGCCUGCCCCUAUGAUCUUAAUACACUUAAAAUGUUUGUAAUUAAUCAAUACAUGCAUGACGUCUAUUUAUUAUUCAAUUUCUACACUUCUACAAGGCAUUCACGCCGAAGAUGCUAGACAGCUAACUAAUUGCUAACUAGCUUGCGGCAGGUUACUCAGUUGGAGAGAUGCUAGCGCUAGUCACUUGUAACACCUCCCCACACACGCUGGAUCACCAGUGGUGACUUUUUUCUCAUCUCUUUGAAUUAACGUCACACGCUAAUCGAGUUCGACUGGUGAGACGGUGUUUUCUUUUUUUUGGAAGCAGGUAAACGAAUCAACAAAAUGCUAAUUCAUGUCGCUAAAAUGUAAAAAGAAGAAAGCUGUCCAAUAUUUUGUGAAGACGUUGCUAACGGGAAUAAUGUUUGGAAAAAUGUGACAGACGAAGCCUCAACCUUGACUGAUUUUGUAUACUAUAAUACUAUGCUAACUAGAUACUGACUGCGAGAUUAUGUAACGAUUGAAGAGCAUAUUUUAAUGAAAUAACAUUGAAAUUUUUCACCGCUUUGUCUUAUUUACCUGAUUUAGUUUUUCCCCCCACCCACUAAUUUGAUUUGAUUUGAACAGUUAUUUUUAUUUUUGCCAAUGAUGAAGUUUCAUAUUUUGCAACUUUGCUGUGAAAUGACAUUUACUUGUGACGGAAAAGAUGAAAAUAAAGAAUGUAUCCUCAUCA
This is a messenger RNA of Phyllopteryx taeniolatus (common seadragon), 3309 nucleotides long. RefSeq names its product sorting nexin 2 (gene snx2). The record is from RefSeq and is a predicted model, not a curated record. The transcript has 14 exons. Bases 154 to 1668 code for a protein of 504 amino acids. Gene Ontology annotation, molecular function: phosphatidylinositol binding. Gene Ontology annotation, cellular component: endosome membrane; endosome. Lineage: Eukaryota; Metazoa; Chordata; Actinopteri; Syngnathiformes; Syngnathidae. Gene Ontology annotation, biological process: early endosome to Golgi transport.